Varanus komodoensis (Komodo dragon) is the source of this 2632-nucleotide messenger RNA. RefSeq names its product calmin (gene CLMN). The transcript has 13 exons. Gene Ontology annotation, molecular function: actin filament binding. Bases 1 to 2628 code for a protein of 875 amino acids. Gene Ontology annotation, biological process: nuclear migration. The record is from RefSeq and is a predicted model, not a curated record. NCBI's taxonomy places the organism in Eukaryota, Metazoa, Chordata, Lepidosauria, Squamata, Varanidae. Gene Ontology annotation, cellular component: meiotic nuclear membrane microtubule tethering complex; nuclear outer membrane; cytoplasm.
AUGGCUGGGAGCGAAUGGGACUGGUUUCAGCGGGAGGAGCUGAUCGGACAGAUUAGCGACAUCAGAGUCCAAAAUCUCCAAGUGGAGAGAGAAAAUGUGCAGAAAAGGACGUUCACCCGGUGGAUCAAUCUGCAUUUGGAAAAGUGUACCCCCCCUCUGGAAGUGAAAGAUUUGUUGGGCGAUAUUAAAGAUGGCAAAAUUUUGAUGGCUUUACUGGAGGUUCUUUCUGGACAAAACCUGCUGCACGAGUACAAGCCCUCAACCCAUCGUAUUUUUCGACUGAACAAUAUUGCAAAAGCCCUCAGGUUUUUGGAGGAUAGCAAUGUAAAGUUGGUUAGCAUUGAUGCAGCUGAAAUAGCAGAUGGAAACUCUUCCAUGGUCCUGGGCCUGAUAUGGAACAUAAUCCUGUUUUUUCAGAUUAAGGAACUUACAGGCAACCUCAAUAGGAACUCCUCCUCUUCCAGCUUGUCUUCAGGGCCCAGCGGCCCUGAUUCAGACACCUCUCAUCCCAGCACUCCUAAUGUUGAGAGAAGCAUGUCUGUUUCAGUGAAGGAUCAGCGAAAAGCAAUCAAGGCCCUUCUAACCUGGGUUCAAAGGAAAACAAGAAAGUAUGGUGUUGCAGUUCAGGACUUUGCCAGCAGUUGGCGAAGUGGCCUUGCUUUCUUGGCUAUAAUCAAAGCAAUAGAUUCUGACUUAGUAGACAUGAAGCAAGCUUUGGAGAAAUCAUCCCGGGAAAAUUUAGAGGAUGCGUUUGGUAUAGCACAAGAUCAUCUGGGCAUACCAAGACUUCUAGAGCCAGAAGACAUCAUGGUUGACUCACCUGAUGAACAGUCCAUUAUGACCUACGUGGCACAGUUUUUGGAGCACUUCCCGGAACUGGAAGGGGAAGAUUUUGCAGAUGCGGACAAAGAAUUUCCAGUUGAAUCUACGUACGUUCACGUCAAAGAGACAUCAGUGGAAGAAAAACAAGGAAAGGUUUUAAUUCUGAAUGAAAAUGGACAGCACACUUACAUGUCUCACCUGGACAGAAGCCAGUCCCCACCCACCAAAAUCCAUGUUCCUGGUUCACUUCUCAAUCAGAAGAACCAGAAUUUUCAUAUGGCCAAUGAAGACCUUCAUGACAAUCACCAUCAGCUGCAAUUUGGUCCUCCAGAGACUUUUGCAGAACAACCCCAGCGUCCCAACACAUUGCCAAUAACGGAGCCCCUUGGGUUGCAGUCCUGUUCUGUUACUAACGUUCCUGCCAAUGAUGCAGGCAGAUCUGAAGGGGAUCAAGUUAGCAAAGGUGAUUCACUGAAGCAAAAUGACCAUCCACCGACUAUUCUUAUGUAUCGCAGCCAUUCUCCUGAUCCAAUUGAUGCUAAAGAAUUUAAUGUGCAGAAGCCAACUGGUGUAACAGAAGAAUCACUUGACAGAAAUGCUUUCUCCUUGCCUUGGACUUCACAUCCACCAAGUGUACCAGAACACCUAUCAAACGAGCUUGAGUAUCCAACUUCAGACUCUCAAGAGGAAGACACUGUGCAGAAACAUGUAUUGCACAUGCUGCACGAGGAAAUAUCUAAUCUUGCCGAAAAGGAUGAAUAUGCAAAAGAAGUGUCUGAUGUGAAGGAAAAGGAAAUUGAUGGACCCACUCUGGAAGAUAGCUCUGAAGCAUCUGGCCCAUCUGAACACUGGCCAAUUAGAAACACUCCCAAAAGCUUUGAUGUCACCAGUGAAGAUGGAUCAGAGGCUAAGAUAGCAUCAAAUUCUUCUAAAGUUUCUAUAAUCCCCCAUGACCUCUUCUAUUAUCCACAUUAUAAUGUCCCCAUAUCAGCAGUGUUGGAUGCCUUUGCUACUUCAGAUCCCAACUCUUCCCUUUCAGAAAACAACAAAAUAUGCACUGAACUUCUAGAGAAUUGUUUGGCUAAGAAAGAACUGCUUGGCCAAAACACUGAGGAGGAUAUUCAAAAGCCAAGCCCACUAGUCAGUAUGAAGGUUGCACCCACCCAGAUGGAUGAGAAAGACCUGGAAAAACAGAAGAAAAUUAUCCAUAACCAUACCAAGGCUUCCCUUAACAAGGCCACUGUAAUAGGAAAGAAGGUGCCAUCUAAAGUAACCAGCCAUGCAAUCUCUCUUCAGAAGGAUACUGCUCACCCAGAUGUCCCUAUGAUUGUAGUAAACCAAUUUGAUACUACAGCUGAAGAAAGGAAAGUGCCAGAAGAAAGAAGUAAAAAGAAAGAAAAAAGGAAGAAUAAGGCAAUUUUCCAAGGAGAAAAUGCCCCAAAUAUAAAAGCUGGCUCUACCUGGUUCCUAGAUAAGCUAGAAGAAGAGUCCACAGAUCACCAGGGACUUUCAAGGAUAAGCCAUAGUGAUCCCAAUGUUGUUUCCCAAAGAUACACCCCUGAUUCAACCAGUCAGGGAAGUGGCAGCACAGAUGUACAGAAGAGCAUGACUACAAGUGAAAGCACAAGUUCAUGUAUCAGGAAGAGAAAAGAUGCCGAAAAGAGAGAUGCUUCGGAAAAGGUGGAUCCAGAGCCUGCCACCACUUCCCAGGCAGACCAACCUGAACUCUUUUACUUCAUUAUUUUCCUCUGGGUGCUUGUCUACUGCUUAUUGCUCCUUCCACAACUUGUUAGCAGCCCACUUUGAUCUG